This is a messenger RNA of Salmo salar (Atlantic salmon), 4949 nucleotides long. Its product is annotated as SEC14-like protein 2. The record is from RefSeq and is a predicted model, not a curated record. NCBI's taxonomy places the organism in Eukaryota, Metazoa, Chordata, Actinopteri, Salmoniformes, Salmonidae. Gene Ontology annotation, cellular component: cytoplasm.
CCUUUAAUUAACUAGGCAAGUCAGGGUGUGGGAGUUUCCUCUGGAAUUUACACAUUUACGACAUGACAGACAGUUAUGGAGAAGAGAACAGCGCCCCCGUCGAGCAGCAUCAUACAGUACGGUACCGUGACAGACCGACUGCAGUCAGUCCAGCGACUAGGACAGCAGCGUGUCGUUCUUCAACUUCCAUUGACGCCAGAAAAACAUAUUUUUGUGUGUGUGUGGUUGUGUGCUUUGACAGACGUGAUGAGCGGCAGGGUUGGCGACCUCAGCCCGAAGCAGUCUGUUGCAUUGGAAGAGUUUCGAGAGAGGAUUCAGGAUGUUCUUCCGCUACUUCCUGCUCAUCAUGACCACUUCCUGUUGCGCUGGCUCAGAGCCAGGAACUUCAAUGUCACCAAAUCAGAGGCCAUGCUGAGAAAGCACCUUGACUUCAGGAGGCACAUGAACGCAGACACAAUCACCACAGAAUGGCAGCCUCCAGAGGUGAUAGAGAAGUACCUGUCAGGUGGGAUGUGUGGGUACGACCGUGAGGGAAGCCCCAUCUGGUGGGAUGUCAUCGGCCCCGUGGACCCCAAGGGCCUCUUCCUAUCAGCGUCUAAACAGGACUUCAUCAAGUCUAAGAUCAGAGACUGUGAGAUUCUGCAGAAGGAGUGUGAGCUGCAGUCUGAGAGGUUGGGGAGACAUGUUGAAGCCAUCACUAUGAUCUAUGACUGUGAUGGUCUGGGUCUCAAACAUUUAUGGAAGCCUGCCAUCGAGACUUACGGAGAGAUCCUGACCAUGUUUGAAGACAAUUACCCAGAGGGCCUCAAGAGACUGUUUGUCAUCAAAGCCCCUAAGCUCUUCCCUGUGGCUUACAACCUCAUCAAGCACUUCCUGAGUGAGAUCACCCGCAACAAGAUCAUCAUCCUGGGGGCCAACUGGCAGGAGGUGUUGUUGAACUACAUAGACCCGGAGCAGCUUCCUGCCGCGUACGGAGGGAAACUCACCGACCCUGACGGGGACCCUCGCUGUAGGAACAAGAUCCACUAUGCAGGGCCGGUACCUGCUUCCUACUUCGUGAGGGAGUCAGUGAAGGUGGAUUAUGAACAGUGUCUGACAGUCAGCCGAGGCUCCUCACAGCAACUGGAGUAUGAGAUACUCUUCCCUGGCUGUGUGCUCCGGUGGCAGUUUUCCAGUGAUGGGGCAGACAUCGGCUUUGGGGUGUUUAUGAAGGGUAAGAUGGGGCAGAGGCAGAACGCAUCGCAGAUGCAGGAGGUGGUUCCCAGCCAGAGAUACAAUACCCACCUGGUGCCUGAGGACGGCUCUCUCACCUGCAGCGAGCCUGGAAUCUAUGUGCUGCGGUUUGACAACACCUACAGUAUCUUCCAGUCCAAACACAUUAGCUUUACUGUCGAGGUCCUGCUCCCCGGCCAAUCGCAGUCUCUGAAGAAUAUGAUUGGGAUGGAAUCUGGGCCCAGCAACCAAUCACAGUCCCUGAAGAACAGGAGUCUGUCAGAAUCUGGGGCUAGCAGCCAAUCACAGUCUCUGAAAAAUAGGGGUGGGUCAGAAAGGGGGGCUAGCAGCCAAUCGCAGUCUCUGAAAAACAGGGGUGGGUCAGAAAGGGGGGCUAGCAGCCAAUCGCAGUCUCUGAAGAACAGGGGUGGGCUGGAAUCUGGGGCCAGCAGCCAAUCGUGACAGACGUUACUGAGUUGCUAAUCUCUCGUGGACAGAUUCUCGUGGACAGAUGAAACGGGUGAGAAUCUGUCAAAGCUCACGUAGAAUUAUAUGAUUACAAGCAGCAGUAGCUCCUCGUUUUGGGUUUACGUCAUUGAUUAUUUGGACAAAUCAGGAUUGGGUGAAGGCGGUGCUUAAACUGUUGCAGUGAUUUUCAAGCCUGUGUGCAGAUGAUAAAUUGUUUCCACUAGAUUCCACAGCCACAAAGUCAAAAUCUUUUCUUUUUUUUGCCAUGAUAAACACUGGUGAAAUUAGGUUUGGCUGAGAGUUUCCGUUUGGGAAGGAGGAGACUUCGCUUCCUUUGCACAAAGUUAAUCAGAAUUGUUAACGGCAGUCCCCCCCAGAAGUAAAACAGGAAAUGAGAUCAUUUUACUUCUAGGUAACCGAGAUUACUGAGUUGCUAGCCUGUCGUAGAUUAUAGUGCGUCCCAAAUGCCACCCUAUUCCAUAUAAAGUGCACUUUGGGACACAAGCCCGAGUCUUAUCCCCAACCAUGGUCAGUGAAAACUUGAAAGCACUGAAACAGACCCCACUGGUCCGCACUGAGGGAUUUCAUCUGACCAUGGACCGCUCCAUAUGCUGCUCACAAACAAAAGUAUGUAGCUCUGAUCCAGAGGGUUACAUGUGGCUUGCUGAUGCUGAGACUUCAACAUCAGCAAGCUGCACGUAACGCCCUGGAACAGAGCUAGGACGUACGAUGAAGAGAAACCAAGAGUUCCACAACUCAGGGUCCCUGGAAUGGAGAUGUAUUCAAACAAAAACGUCAAUAACAACUGGCUUACUUGAACAAUAAUACAGUAUGUUUAUGGAAGAGAUAUUUUAUCUCAUAGACCGUACUACUACUAUAGAUGAACGUCAUUGAAGGUUAUUGUUCAGGGCGUAUUAUUUUGCAGUGCUGAACAGGGUACAUAGCCACAGAGCAGGGCGUAUUAUUUUGCAGUGCUGAACAGGGUACAUAGCCACAGAGCAGGGCGUAUUAUUUUGCAGUGCUGAACAGGGUACAUAGCCACAGAGCAGGGCGUAUUAUUUUGCAGUGCUGAACAACCUUAUCAAAAUUCAAGGAAUAAGGAAAGACUUCAGAGAUUCAUCCUCUCUCUCUCUCUCUCUCUGUUUCUCUCUCGCUCUCUCAAUUUGCUUUAUUGGCAUGACGUAACAAUGUACAUAUUGCCAAAGUGUACUUUAAGUGAUACAUUUACCAUUUUAACAUAAUUCAAAUAAUAAUACUCAAGAUUAUUAACGGGAUAAUCAAUAACAACAAUAAUCAAGGGUAUAAAUAACCAUACAUUAAACAAUAACAUAGAGGACAUUGCAGGUUGGUUGGUCUGUCAGACACUGCCCCUCAUUUUAUGGCAGGCAGCGGUUUUGGGCUUCUGAGUGGCGCAGCGGUCUAAGGCACUGCAAUUCAGUGCUAGAGGCGUCACUACAGAGCCUGGUUCAAUUCCAGGCAGUAUCACAACUGGCUGUGAUUGGGAGUCUCAAAGGGCGGCGCACAAUUGGCCCAGCGUCGUCCGGGUUUGUCCGGGGUAGACCGUCAUUGUAAAUAAGAAUUUGUUCUUAACUGACUUGUCUAGUUAAAUAAAGGUAAAAUACAAAUGUAGUGCGCUGCCAACCCACAGCUCUCUGCGUCCUCCCCCAACAGGACAGGUAGCCUAUUGCUCUUUUUGGAGUUUUAUUGUUAGUGGAUAUUGUCCUAAUUCUGCCCUGCAUGCAUUGUUUGUAGUUUUUCUCUGACAAUGUAGGAUAAUCUUACAGAACUCUGCAUGCAGGGUUUCAAUUAGGUGUUGGUCCCAUUGGGUAAAAUCUUUGCAAGUGGACCCCACACCUCGCUGCCAUAAAUUGCAAUUGGUUCAAUGACACAUUCAAUUCGUUUUAGCUAAUUGGUAUUUCAAUUUGAAUUGGGUUUUUUUAAUGGCGUAGAAUGCCCUGCGUGCUUUCUCUCUCAGUUCAUUCACUGCCCCGCUUAGGUGUCCAGUUGAGCUUAUUUUUAAACCUAAGUAAUUGUAACCUAAACCUAAGUAAUCUCUCUUUCUCUCUCUCUCCUCCUCCUCCUCUCCUCCUCCUCAGGCCACUUUGAGUGUGUAUUUUCUUUUUGUCAUCAAACAGUUCUGUUGAAUAUUUGAAAUCCAUACGUUGACAUACCAGUAGUUUUAUUUUCAGGGAAAACAAAUCUAUAUUUAGUAUUAUUAAAGCAAGACCUGUGAGAAAGCUAAUAUCCACUGUACAUAGUAUUGUAUGGUUAAGCAUCAAUGCAGUACAGCAGGGGUUCUUGUUCACGUGUAUUACUGUUUACAGAGAUAACCCAAGCUAUAUUAAAUAUACCAUCCACUUGACCUUUUUUUAUUUGAGGGAAAAUGUUGAUUUGAAGCUCAUUUCCUGUAAUUCAACGUAGUUUAACAAGACUCAUGACAUCUUUCAGAUAGGCUAUUUACAUAUGAAUAAUAGAUAAGGAAGAUAAAGUCUAGACCCGAGUUCCCCAAAUGUUACCAAAUGUGUUUUAUGAUCAUUUAUAUGAACCCUCAAUUGAAUUAUACAUAUUCUCUUUUACAGAAAGUGAAUAGAUCAAUGGAUCAAUUUGAUAGCAAUAGAGUCACACAUUGUGUAAGAUUACUUGUAUAAGAUCCAAUUUCUUUGACUCCUCGGCAUUAGAAUGUCAUAGCUUAGCUUCUAAAUGUUAUAGAGACAAACCAAAGAUAUUAAUUCCCAUGUGCAUCAGAGUCAUGUCUUCCUCUGGCAUUUUACCGCUUGUUGCUAGCUUAAAGCAUUUUUUUUUUUUUUACCACUCAAAUCAAGGAAGGUCCUGUGCCACCUUCCCACGAAACGUUGGCGCCUAUAGGGGGCAUGCCCCCUAGGUUGGGAACCCCUGCACUAGAAUGACAUUCCAUGUUGUUGAGUAAUUUGAAGCGGCUUGUUGCUGUAUAUGGGCGAUUCUGCAACUACAGGCCUUUUGGGGUCCCAGGGGUAUCUUGUUAAUUUACAUAUGUUAAAUUGACACUCAAAUAACCGUAAACUUUUGUUUUCAUUAUUAUAAUUUUUUUCUGGGGGUCACUGUUUCGCAUUUAGUUUAAUUUUAGCAUAAUUUAUUUGCACCAAAGAAAACAAGUGAUAAACAACAAUACGGAUAAUAAUAAAACAGUGUACAGGUGUGGUUGUAAGCCCAAGGGCUGAUUAUAAAAAUCACCAUAAAAAAACUAUAUACAAUAUAUAAGUACCAAAAUAAAAAAGGUUUGUUAAAACAGA